CUAAAAAGUUACCAGCGCUGAGUCGGUGCGGGUGGUGGUUCAGACACGCUACAGCCUAUGGCGCUUUGCUGCAGCUUUUCCUGCACCAUGAGGGAGACUUUGUUCAAGGAGAACUUCUGGAGUACCGAUUUAACGAGCACAGCUGGCUACGACAGCAUCAUUCAACAUCUGAAUGAGGGGAGGAAGAACUGCAAAGAAUUUGAAGACUUUCUGAAGGAAAGGGCAACAAUAGAAGAAAAAUAUGGCAAGGAGCUCAUUAGCUUGUCAAAGAAGAAGCCCUGUGGGCAGACAGAAUUGAACACCCUGAAGAGAGCUCUUGAAGUUUUUAAACAACAGGUAGAUGGUGUAGGGCAAAGUCACAUCCAGCUGGCCCAGACUCUCCGGGAUGAGGCGAGGAAGAUGGAGGACUUCAGGGAAAAGCAAAAACUUCAUCGGAAAAAGAUAGAGCUUAUAAUGGAUGCUAUUCAUAAAAACAGGAAUUUGCAGUAUAAGAAAACAAUGGAGGCAAAGAGGCUGUAUGAGCAGCGAUGCAGGGAUAAAGAUGAAGCAGAACAGGCUGUGCACCGCAAUGCAAAUCUUGUAACACAAAAGCAACAAGAAAAGCUGUUUGUAAAGUUGGCUCAGAGCAAGUCAGCUCUGGAGGAUUCUGACAGGACAUAUCAGAUGAGUGUUGGUGCGCUUGAGAAGAUCAGGGAAGAAUGGCAGAAUGAACACACCAAAGCCUGUGAGUUCUUUGAGACCCAGGAGUGCGAACGGAUAAACUACUUCCGCAAUGCGCUGUGGCUGCACGUUAACCUGCUCUCUCAGCAAUGCGUCCAGAGCGAUGAGAAGUAUGAAGAAAUCCGUAGGAAUCUAGAAAUGUGCAGCAUUGAGAGGGAUAUUGAAUAUUUCGUAAAUUUCCGUAAAACAGGAAGCAUGCGCCCAGCUCCUGUGGUCUAUGAAAAUUACUAUAACUCACAAAGAAAAGCAGCUCCAACAAGAAAUCAUGCCCCCGCACCUGUCAUAGGGAGGAGGGGGCCAUUACCAAUCCCUGUGAGUGAGCCAGGUGACCCUGAUUACGCUACAAUUGAUGGGUACAGUUUAAUACAUCACUAGCAUGAGCUGCUUCUCAGAGCUGCUUGCCACUGCAUUGAAGAAAUUAGUUGCCUGAUCGGCCCAUCAGAGACCGUGUAUUCAGUUGCAAUUUCUGCGCCAGACACGGAGACAGAGAGUGGAACUAUUUCUUCUUUUAAAAAAUUUUUUUUUGAAACUCUAGGGUAACUUUUUGGUAUGUGUGGAGGCUCCGCACACAAUUCAACUAGAUCCCGCUUCCUUUAUGGUGACAAACUACAUAGAUUGAGGUCUCAUUUUCAAGGUCAGGAAGGAGGACAUUGACUCUUUGAAUAAUAUUCACUAAUCCAGUGGAAUUUCCCAUAUCAACAGGAGGUGCUUGUGUUCUGGUAUUGAUGACACUUCUUUGUGAUGUGCAAACCUCAACUACUGGAAGAUUCUAUCGAAUUUAAAAACAACAACAAAAAAUCUCUUCUCACCAUGACAACUGAGACUUCACAGUGGGAAUCCUAUGCAGUGCUUUGGGCAUACUGGAUUUUCUCCACAGAGAUGGAGAAAGGUUUUGGUUUGUUAUGCUGGAUUUUCACAAGGCUGUUUAAGAUCGUAUCCUAGCUCUAAUUACAGGAGUGCUCAUUAGACUGCUUACUCAUGGACAGGCUGAAGGUUAGAACUCGAGAGGUAUUUAUUUGGCUCUACCGUGCAUUUGCUCCAGGCUACACAAUGAUGUGGGAAGAAGUUGAUUCAUAUCCUGUCUCUGUCAUGCUUCAGGAGCCUGUUUGGAUUGCAAGAAUAGUCCAUUGACUUCAGUAUGAGUUCUUAGAAGAAGGUGAACAAGUUAUGGCCCUUCAGUAAUUACUGUUCUCCCUUUCCUGGUUCUGCUGUGGCAUAACAGCACAAUACAAAACCAUCCUGGCAGAUAACUCCCCCAUUCCUGGUGCUGGUGAUUCCUCCAUUCUUUGUGAAUAUUUGACGGACAUGAACUGGCCCUCUAGUGAGGCAUAUCCAGGAGGUAGGGCUUGCCGCUGUUCAACUCCCUGAAGCAACAAUUCAAGGACACUGUCAGCUGCAUCUUGUAUCUUUUGAGUUCCACUGUCCAACAAGCUUGAAAAUAAAAGAAAUAAUACUUUCUUAUUGCCUUUUUCUAUCUCCCGUACUUUUAUCUCCGCAUACCUCCUCCUACUAUUUAGAGUCUGAUCCUGCUUCUCAUUGAAAUCUAUAGCAGAGUUCCCAUUUGUUAUCAAUGGUGUGGGAUUUGGGUCUUCAGUCUACUAUAUAUUUAUGUUUCUGUCUGUGUGUCCAUUUGUUCUAGAACUCCUCCUAAAUGGUAAGAGCUAGGACCACCAAAUUGGUUAUGCAGCUUUCUUUUAUCAUAACUUUAUAAAGCAAGGUAAGGGUUUGGUGGUACCAGGACAAUGGGAUGUGCCUGGAAUUGGAUUGUUUCUCAUAAAAUGAAAAGGGAGGAGACUAGUAGGAGAGAUAGUUAUAUUGCAGAAUGACCACAGAUGGCAGCAAGGGGCUAGAGAUAAGUACCGGGACAGUAUAACCCCAUUAGGCUGGCAGGGGUGGAGAAAGGGAUGGCUAUCUACUAUAUAUUUUAGAGUUGUCUUUGUGCUUGCCUGUCCCGCAGCCAGAGGACAUGCAUCCCUCCCCCUGGCUGUGUCUGCUGCAGCUAUUGCAGCCAUGGAGAAGUGCUUUCCCGCUAGCCGCCAACCGCUGCCGUGAGAGAGGGAUGGAGUAGUCCUCUCUCCCUGGGGCAGCCUGCAUAUUGAACCUCAACCCCAUCCUAGAACAAUGAUGUAAAUGAAGAAAAACAAAACUUAUUUGAUUUGAAGGACCGGAGCAAUGCCAGGCAAAUCUUCUAGUUUCUCAUAAAGCACAAACUAGCCUGGCUGCUGCUGUAAAGCUCAUUUCCUAACCAAAACAUCCCCAAACUUCAUGUCUAUAUCCAUUGACUGUUACCUGUCUGCUACUCCAACACAGGUGCACCGACAAUGAGUCUGCACGUCUGCAUACACCUCUUGGUUCAAGACACUAUGGCUAUGUCUAGACGCAUGAUUUUCCGCAAAUGCUUUUAACUGAAAAGUUUUCCUUUAAAAGCAUUUGCGGAAAAGACCGUCUAGAUUGGCACGGUUUCGCGAUCGGGGCUUUUUUGCGCACAACAGAUCUGAGCUGUCUGCACUGGCCCUUUUGCGCAAAAGGUUUUGCACAAAAGGACUUUUGCCCGAACAGGAGCAGCAUAGUAUUUCCGCAAGAAGCACUGAUUUCAUACAUGAGAUCGCCAGUGUUCUUGCGGAAAUUCAAGCGGCCAGUGUAGACAGCUGGCAAGUUUUUCCGCAAAAGCAGCUUGCCAGUCUAGACACAGCCCGCAUGUUUUAAUUUCUUGUUCUAGAGCAACAGGGAUGAUUCUGUAUUAGAACAUGGUCAUAUGGCAACUGUUCCAUACCCCUAAUAAUUUUGUUGCUCUUUUCUGAACUUUUUCCAAUGCCAAGAUACCUUUUUUGAGAUGAAGCAACCACAUCUGCACAUAGUAUUCAAGAUGUGGGCAUAUAAUGGAUUUAUAUAGAGGAAAUAAAAUAUUUUCUGUUUUAUUCUCUAUUCCUUUCUUACUGAUGCCCAACAUUGUUUGCUUUUUUUAACUGCUGCUUCACAUUGAGUGGAUGUUUUUAGAGAACUAUCCACAGUGACAUGAAGAUCUCUCUUGAGCAGCAAUAGCUAAAUUAGUCCCCAUCACUUUGUAUGUAUAGUUGGGAUUAUGUUUUCCAAUAUGCAUUACUUUGCAUUUAUCAACAUUAACAUUCAUCUGCCAUUUUGUUGCCUCAACACCUAAUUUUGUGAGAUUCUUUUAAAGUUCUUCAGUCCACUUUGGACUUCACUAUCUGGAACAGUUUAGGAUCAUCCGCAAAUUUUGCCACCUCACUGUUUACCCCUUCUUCCAUAUCAUUUAUAAAUAUGUACAGACUCCUGUAGGAGACCACUAGUUACCUCUUUUCAUUCUGAGAACUAACCCUUUAUUCCUACCCUGUUUCCUAUCUUUAAACCUGUUAUCAGUCCAUGAGAGGACCCUGUUAAUCCAUGGGAGUUUACUUUGCUUAAGAACUUUUAAGGAAAUCUGGAAAUCUAAUUACAGGAUGUCACCCUGAUAUACAUCCAUUCUGCACUAAGGUCACUGAUGCUUGUAGGAAGUGAUGCAUUAUAAGUCUUCCCAUUUCCGGUUCUUAAGUUGUGCGGAAAAAAAAAAGCACAAAUGGAAGUCAGCCGCAGGAAAAAAAUUCCCCGCUUCAUUGUUUCAAUAAAUCCAAAUUUUUUUGAACAUAUCUUGGACUUAUAGUGAGGACGGCCCAUAGACUAUAUCCACUGGAUCUCCCUUGUCCACAUGCUUGUUGACCUCUUCAAAGAAUUCUAGUAGAGUGGUGAGGAAUGAUUUCUCUUUACAGAAUCCAUCUUGACUUUUAUUAUGUUUAUCUAUGUGUCUGAAAAAUCUGUUCUCCACUAUAAUAUCAACCUAUUUUCCCAGUACUGAAGUUAGACUUCCUGGCCUGUACUUGACAGGAUCACCUCUAGAGCCCUUUCUAAAAAUGUGGUGUCACAUUAGCUAUCCUCCAGUCAUUAGGUACAGCACGUGAUUGAAAUGUAAAGGAAUGGUUACAAACCACAGUUAAUUGUUCUGCAGUUUCACAUUUCAGUUCUUUCAGAACACUUCGGUGACUGCCAUCUGGUCCUGGUGACUUGUUACUAUUCCUCAUGACUGCAGUAAAGGAGAGAGAAAAAAGUUUGAAGGAAUUUAGUGUAAAUCAUUUUAGCUUAUGUUUGCCUGUGUACUUUCUAACCAGGAUUUUGGAGCAAUGCCAAAAACCACAAGCAGGCCAUGUCCCUGGCUCAAAAAAUCCAUCCAAGAUAUCUGAAUUAUAUCUAUUGCAGGCUGGGCUAAGACUUCAAGUCCUUGUGUCCAUAGACCUUCCUGCACAUUUUUAGCAGCCAUAUUAUAUGCAGCUUAGCCUGCACAUGAACACAAUUCGGUAGGUCAUUGUGGCUCAGUGAAAUGCUAGAGUUAGAAGGGGGAAAAUGUGCUGUCCAGUAACGUCAGAACAAUGUACUGUCUCAUUGCUUGGAAAACAGCAGAACUGUUUGCAGAGAGAUCCUUUCAAUAUACUUGUACAGAACUUAUUUUUGUUAAUAGAAAACGAGUUUUGACUGAUUAAAUUAUCUGUGUGAUGACGUGUCUGCACGGAGUAAGUUGUGCAGUGCUAUCAGUGAUAACAAAUGGGUGCACUGAAUGGGCUACUUUGUCACGGUUUUAGGCAUGUGAUUGGAUAAUUUUUGUAAACUUGUAAUGAUUUGUUCAUCAUGGUAAUUAAGAGCUAGCAGUUCCCUGCUACCAUUUUCUGAAUUGUUAAUAAAAUGGCCAUGACACA
This is a messenger RNA of Pelodiscus sinensis (Chinese soft-shelled turtle), 5462 nucleotides long. RefSeq names its product proline-serine-threonine phosphatase interacting protein 2 (gene PSTPIP2). The record is from RefSeq and is a predicted model, not a curated record. Gene Ontology annotation, cellular component: actin filament; cytoplasm; plasma membrane. Gene Ontology annotation, molecular function: actin filament binding. Gene Ontology annotation, biological process: actin filament polymerization. NCBI's taxonomy places the organism in Eukaryota, Metazoa, Chordata, Testudines, Trionychidae.